UGACUAAAAUCAAUUAGUGUAGGAUCAGCAAAAAGGCCACUACUUUUUCUCCCUCUCUUCAUCUUCUUUUCCACUCUUUACCAUGGCUUCAAGCGGAGCUGAAGAAAUAGUUCAUGAUUUUCCAUCCAUCAUUCGAGUUUACAGAGAUGGCAGAGUAGAACGACUCCGAGGCACCGAUAUUGUCCCUCCCUCAACCAAUCACGACACCGGUGUCCAAUCCAAAGACGUGGUAAUCGAUCCAGAGACUGGCUUAUCUGCCAGGCUCUACCUCCCCAACAACAACCCACAUCACAACAAGCUUCCUUUUCUUGUCUACUUCCAUGCCGGUGGCUUUUGCAUUGAAACCGCUUUCUCUUCUACAUACCAUAACUAUCUCAAUUCACUUGUGGCUAAAGCCAAAGUUGUUGUGGUCUCUGUCGAUUACAGAAGAGCCCCCGAGCACCCUCUCCCAAUCGCCUACGAUGAUUCUUGGGCCGCUGUCAAGUGGGUUGCUUCUCACUCCUCUGGGGGUGGUGGUGAGGUAUGGCUAAAAGAUUAUGUUGAUUUUGAUCGCAUGUUCUUUGCAGGGCAUAGUGCAGGUGCUAACAUAGCACACAACAUGGGCAUUCGGGUAGGGUCGGAUGGACCGGAUGGAGUGAAGCUUGUUGGGAUGGUUUUAAUACAUCCAUAUUUUGGAGGGAAGGACCCGAUUGGUGGUGAAAAAACUAACAUGGGUAGAAAAGCGGUUUGCGACAAAUUUUGGGGUUUUGUGAACCCGUCGGCUGAGGACGGGUGUGAUGACCCGUUAUUCAACCCGGCUAAGGAUCCGAAAUUGUCGAGCCUGGGUUGCAAUAAGUUGUUGGUAUGUGUAGGUGAGAAAGAUUUGCUGAAGGAAAGAGGGUGUUACUACAAGGAGGAAUUGGAGAAGAGUGGGUGGGGAGGGGUGGUGGAGAUUGUGGAGUCUGCAGGGGAGGACCAUGUAUUUCACUUGUUUAACCCGACUUGUGACAGUGCUUUGGCUAUGCUGGACCGAGUGGCUUCUUUCUUGAAUCAGGACAAGUAAUGAUGAACGUAGUCAUUUGCUUGCAGCUUUUUUUUUUUAAUAAAUUGCAUCAU
Camellia sinensis is the source of this 1095-nucleotide messenger RNA. RefSeq names its product putative carboxylesterase 12. Lineage: Eukaryota; Viridiplantae; Streptophyta; Magnoliopsida; Ericales; Theaceae. Gene Ontology annotation, molecular function: hydrolase activity. The record is from RefSeq and is a predicted model, not a curated record.